UUAGCAAGGAGACAGGUUUUUUAUUCCCUUGUAAAUUCUGGGUUUCUAGGCAGCGAUGGCAACGACAGUCGACAGAUUUCCAACCGCCGUAACCGUACGUGACAUGCACGGGACGGCCCCAAAGCAGCCGCGGGGGAGGCGCCCGCUGAUUGGGGGGCGAAGUGGGGCCCCUGGACGGCGAGUCAACGUCAGGCAGAUCACGACCCUCCACCUCCACCGCCACCGGCGACCGCGAGGAUAUAUUAAUAUUAUAUAUGUACUUUAUUAUACAUUAUAUUAUAUAGUGAAAAUGAGAUAGGGGGUGCCCUGCCUUGCCAGCGAUCGCACAUCCUGUGGAGGAGGGUAGUGGACUGGUGGCGGUGUGGUCUCCCUCGCAUCCGUUCCGCUUCCUCCUCUGUCCAGUGGCUGUGCAAGGAAACGAGGGAGGGGUGGGGGGCGCGCGCCGCGGCGCCGGAGACCGGGAUGGAGUGGCUGGAGAAGGACCUGCGGGAGAAGUUCGACCUGCCGCCCAAGAACCGCUCCGAGGAGGCCCUGCGCAGAUGGCGCGACGCCGUCUCCGUCGUCAAGAACCCGCGCCGCCGGUUCCGCAUGGUCGCCGACCUCGCCACGCGCCGCCAGAACGACCUCAAGCGCCGAUCCACCCAGGAAAAGAUCCGGGUCGCCCUCUACGUGCAGCAGGCCGCGCUCCACUUCAUCGAUGGUGGCAAGCACAAAGACUACCGGCUAACCGACGACAUUAUGAAGGCCGGGUUCUGCAUCAGCCCGGACGAGCUGGCGUCGAUCACGAGCAAGCACGACGCGAAGGCUCUGAGCAUGCACGGCGGGGUGGACGGGAUAUGCGCGAAAGUACGCUCGUCGCCAGACCGCGGCGUGUCCGCCGCCAGCGACGACGAUCUGGACGCGAGGCGAGCCGUCUACGGCGCCAACCGGUACGCGGAGAAGCCUGGGCGAAGCUUCUGGAUGUUCGUCUGGGACGCCCUGCAGGACGUGACGCUCGUCAUCCUGAUGGCCUGCGCUCUGCUGUCCGCCGCCGUCGGCCUGGCGUCCGAGGGCUGGCCCAGGGGCGUGUACGACGGCCUGGGGAUAAUGCUCAGCAUCCUGCUGGUUGUCGUGGUCACCGCUGUCAGUGACUACCGGCAGUCGCUCCAGUUCAAGGAGCUGGACAACGAGAAGAAGAAGGUGUCUGUGCAUGUGACCAGGGACGGGUGCCGGCAGCAGGUGUCAAUAUACGACCUGGUGGUCGGUGACGUCGUGCACCUGUCGAUCGGAGACCAGGUGCCCGCUGACGGGCUCUACGUCCACGGAUACUCCCUCCUGAUCGACGAGUCCAGCCUGUCGGGCGAGAGCGAGCCGGUGUACAUCUCUCGAGCCAAGCCGUUCAUCCUGGCAGGAACCAAGGUCCAGGACGGGUCAGGCAAGAUGCUCGUGACCGCUGUCGGCAUGCACACCGAGUGGGGCAGGCUGAUGAGCACGCUGAGCGAGGGAGGCGAGGACGAGACGCCGCUGCAGGUCAAGCUCAACGGCGUCGCGACCGUCAUCGGGAAGAUCGGGCUGCUGUUCGCCACGCUCACGUUCGUCGUCCUCAUGGUGAGGUUCCUCGUCGACAAAACCUUCACGGUGGGUCUCUCCAGCAGGUGGACUUCUGCGGACGCGUUGGCUAUAGUGGACUACUUCGCGACGGCGGUCACGAUCAUCGUCGUCGCCGUCCCUGAGGGCCUGCCUCUGGCUGUUACUCUGAGCCUGGCGUUCGCGAUGAAGAAGCUGAUGAACGAUAAGGCGCUUGUCAGGCAUCUCUCGGCGUGCGAGACGAUGGGGUCUGCCGGCACUAUAUGCACCGACAAGACGGGGACUCUGACCACCAACCAUAUGGUGGUCGACAGGAUAUGGGUGUCCGAGGUUUCAGAAUCAGUUUCCAGCAGUGGCAGCGGUCUGGAAGAUCUGAGCUCCGCCGCCGUCUCUCGGCCGGCCACACUGGGCCUGCUCCUGCAGGGCGUGUUUGAGAACACCAGCGCGGAGGUGGUCAGAGAGAAGGACGGCGGGCAGGCUGUUCUGGGAACCCCGACAGAGAGGGCGAUCUUGGAGUUUGGACUGAAGCUAGAAGCACGACGUCGUGAUGCUGGAGACAGGAGCUGCACCAAGGUCAAGGUCGAGCCUUUCAACUCGGUCAAGAAGAUGAUGGCGGUGCUGGUAUCGUUACCCGACGGCAGGUACCGCUGGUACGUCAAAGGCGCGUCAGAGAUCAUCGUGCAGAUGUGCGACGCCAUGGUUGACGGCGACGGGAACGGCGUUCCGUUGUCGGAAGCUCGGAGGAAGGACGUCUUAGGCACCAUCAACUCGUUCGCUUCAGACGCGUUAAGGACACUGUGCCUGGCGUACAAGGAAGGGGAUGGUUUCGGUGAGGAUGCAGAUAGUCCGGCAGGAGGCUUUACUCUGAUAUGUAUCUUUGGCAUCAAGGAUCCUGUGCGCCCAGGAGUCAAGGACGCUGUCAAGGCCUGUAUGUCUGCCGGUAUCGUGGUACGGAUGGUGACUGGUGAUAACAUCAACACGGCUAAAGCUAUAGCCAAAGAGUGUGGGAUACUGACUGACGGCGGCGUAGCGAUAGAAGGGCCAGAGUUCAGAAACAAAAGCCCAGAGGAGAUGAGGGACCUGAUACCUAAGAUCCAGGUUAUGGCUCGUUCUCUGCCGCUUGACAAGCAUACCCUUGUGAAAAACCUGCGAGGUAUGUUCAGGGAGGUGGUUGCUGUGACAGGCGAUGGUACCAAUGACGCUCCAGCAUUGCAUGAAGCAGAUAUUGGGCUUGCAAUGGGCAUAGCAGGAACAGAGGUAGCCAAGGAGAGUGCCGAUGUGAUAGUGCUGGACGACAACUUCACAACCAUAAUAAACGUCGCGAGGUGGGGCCGCGCGGUCUACAUAAACAUCCAGAAGUUCGUGCAGUUUCAGCUGACCGUCAACAUUGUGGCUCUGGUCAUCAACUUUGUCUCGGCAUGCAUUACAGGGAGCGCUCCUCUCACGGCGGUGCAGCUGCUGUGGGUCAACAUGAUCAUGGACACGCUGGGAGCUCUGGCUCUAGCCACGGAGCCUCCCAACGACGACAUGAUGAAGAGGCCGCCUGUCGGGCGCGGAGAGAGCUUCAUCACCAAGGUCAUGUGGCGGAACAUCGUCGGGCAGAGCUUGUACCAGCUGGCCGUGCUUGGAGCUCUCAUGUUUGGCGGGGAACGUCUCCUCAACAUCCAUGGCGCGGACUCCAAACCCGUUGUCAAUACGCUCAUAUUCAACUCCUUCGUGUUCUGCCAGGUGUUCAACGAGAUAAACAGCAGGGAGAUGCAGAAGAUCAACGUCUUCCGCGGCAUGUUCGGCAACUGGAUCUUCGUCGGAAUCAUAGCCGCGACGGUAGCGUUCCAGGUGGUGAUCGUCGAGUUCCUCGGCACCUUUGCGAGCACCGUCCCACUCGGCUGGCAGCUGUGGCUGGUGAGCGUCGGCCUCGGAUCCGUCAGCUUGGUCGUCGGCGCCGUCCUCAAGUGCGUUCCAGUUGAACCGGACGAUGGAGUUCGCGCCAGUCCAAAUGGCUACGCGCCGCUGCCCGGCGGCCCUGACAACAUAUAACAGCUGAGCCUGAGCGCCGGAGAAGGUACUGACGACGUGCUGAUUUUUUUCGCGUGAGGGAACCUCGUCGGAACCAACCAACCAACCACUGUCUAGGUUCAGUUUUAACAGAUUAUAUUAUGUAAAAAGAGAUGGUGGUGACCACAAGGCACCUCUAUUUUGAUGGGUCAUACUUAGGGGUCUAAAUUUUACAUUACAAACUUUAAAAGAUCAGUCGGACUUUAUUACUAUUCAUUUUUGAACUAAUCGGAUUGUGAUCCAUUACCACCCCUAGUCAUACUAGAAACAAAGCCUCUCACUAAUGGAAGUACAUUAAUUAA
Messenger RNA from Zea mays, 3923 nucleotides. Its product is annotated as probable calcium-transporting ATPase 9, plasma membrane-type. Gene Ontology annotation, molecular function: ATP hydrolysis activity; calmodulin binding; ATP binding. NCBI's taxonomy places the organism in Eukaryota, Viridiplantae, Streptophyta, Magnoliopsida, Poales, Poaceae. The transcript has 7 exons. The coding region runs from base 463 to 3603 and encodes 1046 amino acids. The record is from RefSeq and is a predicted model, not a curated record. Gene Ontology annotation, biological process: calcium ion transmembrane transport. Gene Ontology annotation, cellular component: plasma membrane; intracellular membrane-bounded organelle.